AUGGAGGUGGCGGAGAGCGGUGGCUGGGACUUCCUCGACUGGCGAGGCCCCGAUACAUCCGCCUGCGUCUUCCACCGCCUCGACGACCCCACCGAUCUCGCCCGCGCCGCCGCCGUCUCCCGCUCCUGGCGUCAAUUCGUUAUCGCCAACCAAUUCUGCAAGAGCCUCUGCCUGAGGAUAUGCCCGGAGGUCGCCAGCUUCACCCGCGCGGUUGAGGUGAGCAAAUCGCCGCCGGUCCCAGCGCUCGCGGCGCCCGCCUCCAGGUCCAGCCAUGACGCCGAGAAGGAUCACAGGACAUACUCCAACCUCGGAGGCGCCCUCGUCUCCUCCAAGUCCAAGCCCUUCGUGGACUGCAUCCUGGACUGCAUCGGUGCCUCUACAACGACCGUUUCCCGGCCGAGAGGAUGGAGAACACGCUCGAUCCACACGGGAGGUGGUGGGUCACCGUUCAUCCUACUGGUCGAGCGGGGGCCACCUAUUUUCUCUUCAAAGAUGGUGCGAGCUCGAAUUGGCGGUUCCAAGCCUUCUCGUGGCUUGGCUGAGGUUGACAACCAGACUGUAAUAGCUGAUGAAAAUUAUGUGUGGACGUACGCAUCACCGGACAUCCCUAUGCGACAGUGUUUAUUUUAUCUUCCAAUGGUUGAACAAAUAAGUCUAAAUGGCAUUGGUGCAGUAUGUAAAAAGGGCAAUCAAGUCCAUAAUAAGUUGGUGCAACGUUGCCUAGUCUUGGGGAACAGAAUUAUAUGGGACAUGGUCAUCAAAGGUUUUAACCAAGUUCAGGACCAGGCCACCUAUAUUGGUCUACCAAUGCAGGUUGCAAUAUGCGGUGUCUGGUUAGGACUAGAUGACUCAAAUCCUGCCCAGAAUCUCGACAAGGUGCGCAAGCCGGUGGACAGGCUCGUCCCUCUGCCUGUAAUCCAGAAGCGGCGAAAAAAGGCCGCUCCUUCGGGGUCUCUACCGCGGCGCAGCAGGCGGGUCGCUGGUGCCGCUCCAUGCUCGCCGGGACCGGUGCUUUCAGUGACUCAAAUGAGGGUGAUGCGGCAGCUUGGCUUUGAAGAAAGGGAGAUCAUUCAGCCAGAAGCUCAAGACAUUUAUAGUAAGCUCUUCGGGCCAUUACUCUCUGAUUCCCACGUCUGUGCUUUAGCUGCUAUUUUUGGCUGGGAAGUGGGAACAGUUUGGAAUGUCCGAGGUCUUAACAACAGGGAUCGUCGGAAUUCUAUCAGAGAUGUUGUUAUAUCCAGUAAUGCUGACAUCAUCUGUUUACAAGAAACCAAGGUCGCUAACAUGUCCCAACAUCUUCUCCUUUCGAUUUGUGGCUCUGCGUAUGAUAAUUUCAUCGCGCUCCCGGCCAAUGGGACUAGAUGUGCAAUUGCAUCAAGAAUUGACACUUAUUCAACACUUGCUCAUUUGCGAGCAAGAGGGUCAUAA
This is a messenger RNA of Miscanthus lutarioriparius, 1428 nucleotides long. Lineage: Eukaryota; Viridiplantae; Streptophyta; Magnoliopsida; Poales; Poaceae. The record is from the annotation of a GenBank genome assembly.